Messenger RNA from Epinephelus lanceolatus (giant grouper), 7279 nucleotides. It is a transcript of the gene filip1b, whose product is annotated as filamin A interacting protein 1b. Lineage: Eukaryota; Metazoa; Chordata; Actinopteri; Perciformes; Serranidae. The record is from RefSeq and is a predicted model, not a curated record.
CUCAGUCAGUCAGUCAGUCAGUCAGUUCAGCUGCUAACACAGACUGAGAGCACAUGUUAAAUAUAGAGCAGACUCUCACUCCUGACCAGGAACAAACAGGCUGAAAGAAGAAGAAGAACUGAUUUUAUUGAAGCUGAAAGAAAGAGUCUCUCUCUCUCUCUCUCUCUCUCUCUCUCUCUCUCUCUCUCUCUCUCUCUCUCUCCUCAGUUCUAACUCGCCCUUUGAGCUCACAGACCAAACUUGGAGAGGACGAAGCUUCACACCACUCUGUUACUGCGCCUCCAACUUUGGCAAGAGAAGAAGAAAAAGACCAGAGAAAACUAAAGAGGAACAUUAAAGGACAGAAGAUAUUUCAGAAAUAAUCAGAUAAACACAGUGAUGUGAGAGAUAAACUCAUCACAGAGGACGGGAGUCAUAUUUUGGGACUGAACAGCUGUGUGUGACACCUCUGACGGACUGAGACAGGUAGAAAAUGCGAUCCAGGAACUGCACCAUGGAUGGUCCAGAUGACGGACGCAUCCAGCCCACUAAAGGUUUCAUCAAGCAAGAAGAGGAGAACACACCCGAGCUCACAAAGAGGAAGAUGAAGGUCCAGCGGGAGGAGAAGGAUGGGAGAACAGCAGGGUCAGCUAAGAAACCCCAGAAACCUGCAGAGAGCAGGAAGGCAGCAGCGUUGGAUCUGUCAAAGACGGACCUGCUGCACCUGCUGGGAAUCAUGGAAGGAGAAGUUCAGGCCAGAGAGGACAUCAUCGGCCUGCUGAAAUCAGACAGAACCAGACCAGAGAGUCUGGAGGCUCACUACACCUCAGCUGUCCCCACCAAACCCCUGCAGGCCCUGCAGAGAGACGGACUGCUCACCCUCAGCAACAACAGCACUGAGGACGUGUAUGAGAAACCAAUGGCCGAGUUGGACCGUCUGGAGGACAAACAGAAGGAGACGUACAGACGGAUGUUGGAGCAGCUGCUGCUGGCAGAGAAAUGUCACCGCCGCACCGUCAUGGAGCUGGACAACGAGAAACGCAAACACACCGACUUUAUGAACAAGAGUGACGACUUCACCAACCUGCUGGAGCAGGAGAGGGAGAGACUCAAAAGGUUGUUGGAGCAGGAGAAGGCCUACCAGGCUCGUAAGGACAAGGAACACAGCAGGAGGCUGGAGAAGGUCAGAGCGGAGCUGGUUAAGCUCAAGUCCUUUGCCCUGAUGUUGGUAGACGAGCGGCAGCUGCAUAUCGAGCAGAUUGACCAGCAGAGCCAGAAGAUCCAGGACCUCACUCAGAAGCUGCAAGAGAAAGAGCAGCAUUUGACAGCGGUCAGUGACACCGCAAAGGAGGACGGACAGAAGAUCCUCAAGUUGGAGGCUGAGCUGGAGCACAAAGCGGCCAAGUUUGCACAGGAACACGAGGAGAUGACGGCCAAACUGGCCAACGAAGAGUCCCAAAGCCGACAGCUUAGGCUGAAGCUAGCUGGUUUGGCACACAAGAUUGAAGAGCUUGAGGAGAGCAACAAGGUGCUGCAAAAAUCAGACGAAGACCUGCAGGAGCUAAGGGAGAAGAUCAGCAAAGGGGAGUGUGGGAAUUCGUCUCUCAUGACGGAGCUGGAGAAUCUGCGGAAGAGAGUGCUGGAGAUGGAGGGCAAGGAUGAGGAGAUAACCAAAACAGAGACUCAGUGCAGGGAGCUGAGGAAAAAGCUGCAGAGUGAGGAGAAUCACAGCAAGGAGCUGAGGCUGGAGGUAGACAAAUUGCAGAAGAGAAUGGUUGAACUGGAAAAACUGGAGGGGGCUUUCAGCAGGAGCAAAACAGAGUGCUCUCAGCUUCAUACAAACCUUGAAAAAGAGAAACGUGUUGUGAAGGAUCUGGCUGGUGAACUGGAGAAGGUGAAAACUCGGUUGAAAGAACUUGAGAGCGCCGAGUCAAAGUUUGAAAAGGCAGAGAUGGUCCUAAAAGAUGAUCUUAUGAAGUUGAAAUCCUUCACAGUUAUACUGGUAGAUGAAAGAAAAAAUAUGGCAGAGAGGCUUAAACAGGAAGAACAGAAAAGUGAUGAUUUGAGUAAGAUGUUCAAAGCAGAGCAGGGCAAGGUUACAGAGGUCACAGAGAAGCUGAUUGAGGAGAGCAAAAAGCUUCUCAAAUUCAAAUCAGAAAUGGAGGUCAAAGUGUCAACCCUCAUUAAAGAGAAAGAGGAGUUAAAAACUAAACUUGUAAGUGAAGAGGAAAGGUGUAGGGAGAUGAAUACCAAACUGGGUAGUAUGAAAAUAAGAAUGGAUGGACUUGAGGAAUCAGAGAGGGAAAUGCAGAGAAAGUGGUCCAACAAGGACAAUAACAGAAAUCCAGAUGACGACAACAAAGUCAAAGAGCUCACGCUAGAAAUUGAAAGACUAAAGAGCAGGCUCAAACAACUUGAGGUGGUAGAAGGUGACUUAAUGAAAACAGAGGAUGAGUAUGAUCUACUGGAGAAGAAAUUCAGAACAGAGCAGGACAAAGCGAAUACCCUUUCAAAGAUGCUGGAAGAAAUGAAAAGUCAGAUUGCCAGAAACAAAGCCAUAGAGAAAGGCGAGGUCAUGAGUCCAGAGGCUGAGCUUAGAAUUCGCUGCAAGAUGGAGGAGGCCAAAACCAGAGAGCUGCAGGCAGACGUCCAGGCCCUGAAGGAGAAAAUCCAUGAACUGAUGAACAAGGAAGACCAGCUCUCCCAGCUGCAGGUGGAUUAUUCUGUCCUCCAGCAGAGGUUCAUGGAAGAGGAAGAGAAGAAGAAGAGCAUGAGCCAUGACUUUGUCAACCUUACCAAAGAGCUGGAAGCCACAAAGCGCUACAGUCGUGCCUUGAGGCCCAGCAUGAAUGGAACGAGGAUGGUCAGUGUCCCGGUUACUUCCACAGCAGUGCAGACAGAUGUGAUGGCCAGUGAGCCUGCUGAAGACGAGACGACGGCAGGCUUUAUCCGGAAAUCCGUCCUUGAGGAAAACCACUUAAUGAGCAACCUCAGACAACGGGGACUGAAAAAGCCAACAGUUCUUGAACGAUACCCUCCAGCUUCAGCAGAGCUUGGUGCAAGAAAGUCCUGGACAUCCUGGUUGAAAAGGAAGGAGGCCAUCACACUCACUCAGACCACUCCUGACAAGACAAAUAGGGCAUCCUUGCUCCAACCACCUGAGAUUACCAGGCCAGGCCAGCCACUGCACAUUCGAGUGACUCCAGAUCACGAGAACAGCACUGCCACCUUGGAGAUCACCAGCCCUCGAGCUGAGGAUUUCUUCUCCAGCACCACCAUCAUCCCAACUCUCGGCCUUCAAAAACCUCGUAUCACAAUCGUCCCGAAGCCCACAACCGUAGCAUCAAAGAGCAAAUCCUGUGAGUCUGUAGGAGGUCUCGAUCGAGCCAAAUCACCUGUCACGAUAACCACCAUCUCCAGGGCCAUGAGUCCAGAGAAGACCAACGGCUGCAGCUCUGACAGCCUUCAGUCACCGGUGUCCAUCAUCACAGUCAGUACCACUCCUGUGGCUGAAGCAUGUGCUUCAACUGAGCCUCAUGAUAUUCCGGCUGGCCGCACAGUGAUCAAGAUGACCCCAGAGAAGCAACCUGGGCUGGCACCUUUUAGGAAAUACAAUGGCAACAGCAACAUCAUCACAACAGAGGACAACAAAAUCCACAUUCACUUGGGUCCACAGUAUAAGAGGCCUUCAGAGGGCUGCAGUAAUCCAGUGUUGACACUCAGAAGCUCAGAAAGCAGCAAGGAAAUGUCAACAGGAACGGUUCUCCGCUCCCCACGCCAGACCUCAAUGGGGAAGACCACUCAGAGCAAAAUGACAAGCAGCAUAACAAUCACACCAAUCACCUCAGCAUCCUCCAAGCCAACACAGUCAGUGCCCAGUUCGGAUGUGCAGUCAGCUCGGAGUGCUGCCACACGGAUCCCAGUGUCAAAAGGUAUGAAACCAAGCAGCAAGGUUCUGGGUGUGUCGACGGUGACAAGGUUAGAGUCGCGGGCCGAGAGCCAGUCGAUGAAAAUUGAGCUGAGGAAGUCGACGGUGUGUGGCUCUGCCUCUGCAGCAGGAGGCAAGAGCUGAGGGCUAAACACGCUGCCAUGGCAACAACUCAAUCUGAACACCUCAUGAUUGAGUUUGCCACCAAAUCUGCUGCCAAAUACGAGUCACAGGCCACAUCAGUAUAAAUACACAAAUGGGACUCUGUGUGAUGUUGCCUCUCACAACAGCUUAGCUUUCUAAACACUAUUUCAGUUUAUACAUGUUAUCAGGAAAGCUUUUAUGUCAUUUCAAGGGCAGGUUUUUAAGGUGUUUCAUUAUAUUUUAAUUUCCACCGAAGCAUCUCUUUGCAUGUCUCUUUUGCAUCUGUGCAUUAUGUUUAACUUCAUCCUCAUGAUAUUUUUUUGGCAGUAGCUUUAGACUUGCUCUCAUCAGGGCCAGAUUAACACUUCGCUGUACCCUGGGCAACAAUAUUCAAGGGCCCCAUCAUCACGACCCCAGGAUCACUAUAAUAUGGCAAAAGAAUAAAUAAAUUCCAGUAAUAUACGUAAAUAUACUCAAUACAUCAAUAUCUAACUGUCAUCAAGUGCAUUUUGAUGUACAGAUGUGCAAAUGCUCAUAGAAAUACAAAUGCACCACUAUGUCCUCUUGUCAAAGCCACUCACUCACAUAUGAUGCUAUGAAAAUAAAACACAUCAGCUACAGUAUAAUCUGGCAAAAUUGACCCACUACAUUAGAGAGGGAGGGAAGUGUCCUCCAUUUUCACAAAAAAAUAAAUAAGCAACCACUUUCAAAGCAUCCAGUAUUUAUUUAACAACACUUAUUGGCACAUAUGCAUGAUUCAUGCAUAUGUGCCAGGCCGCUCCAAGGCAAUUGUUGUUUCCCAUAAUAACACGGUUUAACCAGGGCUGAACUUCCACGUGACAUAUGAGAUAUGCAGCCAUUUGUUAGGACGAAUUAGCCCCACACUUCAUAUGACCUAACAUAGGCUACAAUAAAAAAAAUGCCAUGCCGACCAGCUACUAUUCUGCCAUCUGCACUGACAAAACGAAAAACAAAUGUGAGCUGCUCUACGUGUGCUAAAUCUGGUGAUGAAUCAACGAUCACAGAGAAAUAUUUAGCGUGUCUGAUUUCCUCUGCUAUCACUUUCUGAGUUUUGUCACCCAUUAAUGAAAUAAAUUCUUCACACACAGUUGAGGACAGGUAAGAUGGCUUACCUCUACCCUUAUUGCCAUGCUUCUCAAUGUGCUCCUUUAAAAAGGGGUCAAACUCCGCUAUCAGUUCAAGCAGUCCCAAAUAGUUCCCAUUGUGCGCGGAGCCGAGCAGUUCGUUGUCGCCUCGAAAUGGCAGUCCUCUCGCUCCCAUAAAUUUAAUAACAGCAACCACACGUCUGAGGACUUAUUUCCAGUACUGCUGUUCUGCCUCACACUGUCGGGCAAGAGAAGCGUCCACUCUGCAUGCAUAAUUAGACCUGUGCAAUAAAGAAAGCAUGUUUUGUCUGUGUACUGCGAUCUUUUCGUGAUCACUAAUCCUCUCUGGAUGUUUCCAAUCACAGAAUCCGCUGAUAAAUGCAUGCUUUUGGGAUGACAGGAGUUUGCACACAAAGCAAUAAACUGAUCCAGUUGAUGGCGAGUAAAGAAGCCAUUCCCUUGGCACAAUUUUGUUGUUUGGGAGACGGCAAUGAAGCAAAUCGUUAGUGAGGGAGCGUGUCCUACUCCCACGACAGGACUCUCUUACCGAUGCAGCCCGGUUCUGGAAAGCUGCAGGCCCUCGGUAGAUCGCCUCUUCCCGGAGCUGCUCCGUAACGGGCCCCCACAGUGCAGGGUUUCUGUGCAGUGCAACGGCUCCGGGCGGCGGACAGUUUAUAUUAUAAGCAAGAGAUAACCAGAUAUUUUCCUUAUGCCCUCACUGCCCCGGGCCCUUCAGAGGUCGCGGGCCCCUGGGCAAUUGCCCAGUUGUCCAUAUGGUUAAUCCGGCCUUGGCUCUCAUCAUUCACAUUUUCAUAGCAUGUGUUUAUUUCAACAUUGCUUUUGGAGGUUUCCAGUCACUGGAGCACUGUGAAUUGUUUGUGACAGUAUGAAUUGUCAUCAUUUGUGACAGGCACCAAAAUAAAAAUUAUUUAUAUCUGAACCAAGUACGGCAUUGCUCUGUAGAACUCAUUUGUCUCUGGUGUGAGUGAGCUUUGUGUGUAUUAAAAAAUGGUGGGUGAGAAUCAACCAGGAAACCUCCAUAAUAUUAACCUGGCCAUGCUGAUAAACAAAGCACAACUCAACAGCCUUAUCAACUAAUGUCUGAGCUUAUGUUUCAUGUGAUGUUUCCAUGGCCUGUGUGAAAAUGAUAGUAGGCCUACUGUACAUGUCUUGGCAACGUGUUGUUUUGGAUGAAAAAAGGAAGGCCUAUAUUUAACUUGAACAGUGUACAGUGUCUAAUCUUGAGUUUGUACAUUAAUCUCAAUAAAUGCUGAAUGGAUAGACUUUAGUGAUAACAGAAAUUCUGUAGCCUAUUCCAUGGUAGGCCAUUUUAAAUACAACACAUAUACAUGUAUUUUUAGAAAAUGUAAGACCAAUGCUGUUGUUGUCAUAAUCUGUGAUGUCCAUUGCAAAUAAAUGUCCAAAACUAUGCAUAGAAAUCAGAAAACACUUCUAACUGCAGGAUUUGCCUGAGGAUUAUCACGUUUUUUAAGUUUUCUUCAGUAUCAAAGUGCUCCAGUCACAUGAUAGUUGUCUGUAUGCUCAUGGGUACAUUGUAAAAAAGAGCUGCUAAAGGCUAAUUUGGCAUACUUUUAAUUUAAACAAGCAGGCUAAAAAACGGUGCCCAAGUUGGAGCCUUGGGGACUCCACAGCCCACAGAGUCAGACUCUGAAAACUCCUCAUCCAGAGCAACAGAGACAUUUUUUUCUGGAAAGACAUUGUUGCUGUUCUAUUUUUUUUCUAAUGCUGUGAGUACCAAACCCUGGAUAAAUAAAACCAAACUGUAAGCAUGGAUAGAUAUUUAUUCAAUUUAAAACAUUUCCAGGUUCCAGACAAACAAGAUACUACCAGAAAUUAAGUGAGUAAUUAUACAUUUUUGUAAAUUUGGUAAGUUGGGUAUGCAACUUGAAAAACACUGGGUGAAAGAGUUGGGGGGUUUUUUUCAUGAAUUUUGCCAAUAGAUAUGAUUUCAUUUGACUUUUUACACAUGGUUGUACAAACAGGUUGUCAUAAAAAAACUCUACUUGUGCGAUGUAAUUUUAUAGUGAAGAUUUGAAAGAAGAAUGGUAUAAACAUGAAGAUGGUCUUAUUCCAGGUUUACAUAAAUAUCUACUGUCUUAAA